AUGGACUCGUUCCGCUUCGGGCACGCCAAGCACUCGGAGUCUCGGGUGGUUUACGUCACCGCGGAUGCCAGCGCGCACGGCCCCAACGCGGGGUUCCGGUUCAAGGGCAACGCCAUCUCCACCGGCAAGUACUCGCCCAUCACCUUCUUCCCAAAGGGCCUGUACGAACAGUUCCGGCGGAUCGCCAACCUUUACUUCCUCUCCGUCGCGAUCAUCUCGCUCUUCGAAGCCAUCUCCCCGAUCAAGCCGUACACCAUCUGGUCGCCGCUCGUGCUGGUCGUCGGGCUGUCCAUGGCGAAGGAGGCUGUGGAGGAUUACGCCAGGCACAAGCAGGACCACGAGCAGAACACGUCGCUGACGGAGCGUUUCAACGGCACCUCGCUGGUGCAGUGCGAGUGGCGGGAGGUGAAGACGGGGGAUUUGGUGCGGGUCGUGCGGGACCAGGCGUUCCCGUGCGAUCUGGUGCUCCUCGCGUCCAGCCUGGACGACAGUGUGUGCUACGUCGAGACCAAAAACUUGGACGGCGAGACCAACCUGAAGAUCAAGAGGGGCGUCGAGGGCAUGGGAGGCGUGGGCACCGGCCCAACGAAGAUGCGCGAGCUGUGCGGCGACGGACGCGACGCUUACGUGGAGUGCGAACACCCGAAUAACUCGCUGUACACGUUCACGGGGAACCUGGACGUCCCCGAGAAGAUCUCUCUGGUUCCGUCCAACAUCCUCCUCCGAGGCAGCUCGCUCAGGAACACCGAGUGGGUCAUCGGUCUGGCCAUUUACACGGGGCAUGACACCAAAAUUAUGGCAAGUGCUUCCAGCGCGGCUCCGUCGAAGCGGUCCACCAUCGAAAAAGGGAUGGACAAGAUCGUCAUAUCCAUGCUCGGUUUGCUGUGCCUCAUGGGAACCAUCACGGGCAUCAUCUGCGGCUCGUGGAUCAAGAACGUGUCCCCCAAGCACUGGUACAUGGACACCAGCGAUACGGAUAUGGUGUUUGACCCAAAGAACGCCCCCAAGGUGGGCGUCGUCGCGUUCCUCACCUCGUACGUCCUGUACGGCUACCUCAUACCCAUCUCCCUGUACGUCUCGCUCGAGUUCGUCAAGGUGUGCCAGGCGAUGGUGUUUUUGAACAGCGACCGGCAGAUGUACCACGAGGAGACGGACACGCCGAUGCGAGCGCGGACCAGCAAUCUCAACGAGGAGCUCGGCAUGGUUCACACGGUGCUCUCGGACAAGACCGGGACGCUCACGUGCAACAGCAUGGAGUUCUUCAAGUGCUCCAUCGCGGGCGUUAGCUACGGCGAGGGCGUUACGGAGAUCGAGCGGUCCAUCGCGAAGCGACAGGGCCGACCCAUUCUCACCAAGCCCACAAAGCCGAUUGAGCCGGGUUUCAACUUCAAGGACGCGAGGCUCGAGGGCGACAAGUGGCGGUCCCUGCCGGACGCCGAACACAUCCGGGACUUCUUCCGCAUCCUUGGCGUGUGUCACACCGUCAUACCCGAGGGCGAGGCCACGAGGGAGACCAUAUGCUACCAGGCGGAGUCCCCCGACGAGAGCGCUUUCGUCGUCGCCGCGAAACGGUUUGGUUUUUUUUUCAAGAGCCGCACCACCAGCGGCAUGGAGCUCGAGGAACCCUCUUUUCCCAGCAGCGGCGAGAUGAGCACGGUCCACUACGAGCUGCUCAACGUGCUCGAGUUCAACUCCACGCGCAAGCGCAUGAGCGUCAUCGUUCGCACCCCCGAGGACAAGAUCAUGCUCUACUGCAAGGGAGCCGAUUCCGUCAUCUACGAUCGGCUCUCCCACGGGAACCAAAAGUACACCGACGUGACCCAGCAGCACAUGGACGAGUACGCCAAGUGCGGCCUACGAACGUUGUGCCUGUCCGUCAGGGAGAUUUCCCAGUCGGAGUACGACGCGUGGAAUGUCACGUACACUGAGGCUGCGCAGAGCCUGGAGAAGCGAGACGAGAAACUUCAGGCGGCGGCGGAGAUCAUCGAGAAGGACCUCUUCCUCGUUGGCGCCACGGCCAUCGAGGACAAGCUCCAGGACGGAGUGCCGGGCACGAUCGAGCAGAUGAUGCGCGGAGGCAUCGCGGUGUGGGUGCUCACCGGCGACAAGCAGGACACGGCGAUUAACAUCGCGCAGGCGUGCGCUCUGAUCCGGGACGACAUGGACGUUCACAUCGUGAACAUCGAGGAGCUGGUGAAGCAGGAGCACGACAGGGAGAUCACCCGCGCCCAGUUCAACGAGCAGGGUAAGGUGCAGGUGGCGGCCCUUAUCGAGGAGGGCAUCGAGAAGGAGGCUGCGACCGCGAAGAAGGGGAUGGAAACCUGCCUGGUCAUCGACGGCCGUUCUCUGUCAUUCGCCCUGGAGCAGGAUCUGGCGCCAAGAUUCCUGCAGCUCGGCAGCGGGUGCACGUCCGUCGUGUGCUGCCGCGUGUCCCCGCUGCAGAAGGCGCUCGUGACCAAGCUGGUCAAAGACAGCGGUAAGAUCACGCUGGCCAUCGGCGACGGCGCCAACGACGUGGGCAUGAUCCAGUCAGCGCACAUCGGCGUCGGCAUCUCGGGUCAGGAGGGGAUGCAGGCGGUCAUGGCCUCGGACUUUGCGUUCGCGCAGUUCAGGUUCCUGGAGCGGCUCCUGCUGGUGCACGGGAGGUACAACUAUAAGCGGAUCAGCAAGAUGGUGACGUACUUCUUCUACAAGAACCUGGCCUUUGGCCUGACUCUGUUCAUGUACAACCUCCACGCCGCGGCUUCCGGACAGGUUGUGUACAAUGACUGGCUCAUGUCCGCGUUUAACAUCUUCUUCGUCGCGUUCCCGGUCAUCGCGCUGGGUAUCUUGGACCAGGACGUGAAUCAGCGAUCGUGCCUGCAGUUCCCUCAGCUGUACAGGCAGGGCCAGCAGAACGCGUGCUUCGAGCGCAGGGUGCAGUUGGGUUGGGCGCUGAACGGCGUUUACAUCGGCAUGGUGACGUUCUUUGUGGUGUUCUACGCGGUGCACGGCGGCGAGGCGGACCACCCCAAGGGCCACGUGUUUGGCCUGUGGGAGGUUGGCACGUCCCUGUACACGGGCAUCGUCAUCACCAUCAACCUGCAGAUGGCUCAGAUGAUCAACUUUUGGACGUGGAUCCAGCACGUAUGCAUUUGGGGAUCCAUCGCGUUCUGGUACAUCGCCAACUGCAUCCUCAGCAACACCGACCCGUACCUGUCCACGUACUCGUACAAGAUAUUCAUACCCACCAUCGCGCCCACCCCAAAGUUCUGGAUGGCGACGCCGCUCAUCGUGGUCAUCGGGCUGCUCCCGGACCUCCUCUACAGGACGUUGCGGCGGCUAUUCCGACCCGAGCCGCACCAGCUCGUGCAGGAGUACGAACGGACGGUGCGGGGCACGACGCCCAGGAGCUCGGCGGCAAACACCCCGAUGGACACGCCGAGGCACGGCAGCAGGUACGGAAGCAGCGCGGUGUUGGCCGAGGAGGGACGGAUCGAGGUGGACGAGCCCGAGGAAGGCGAGGAAAAUAUCGAGCCCGAUGAACCCGCCGAGCUCGAUGAACCCGCCGAGCCCGAGGAGCCCGACCCGAAUGAGGUUGAGCGCUCGGACGAGGAGGCGCCGCCGAGGGAGGCGGAGGAAGAGAAGAAGGCGGACGAAUCAGCGUAG
Molecule: messenger RNA, 3648 nt
Organism: Micromonas commoda
Lineage: Eukaryota; Viridiplantae; Chlorophyta; Mamiellophyceae; Mamiellales; Mamiellaceae
Product: p-type ATPase superfamily
Exons: 3
Coding region: 1-3648 (1215 amino acids)
Biological process (GO): phospholipid translocation
Cellular component (GO): plasma membrane
Molecular function (GO): ATP binding; magnesium ion binding; ATP hydrolysis activity
Source: RefSeq, a predicted model, not a curated record